Molecule: messenger RNA, 885 nt
Organism: Saccharomyces paradoxus
Lineage: Eukaryota; Fungi; Ascomycota; Saccharomycetes; Saccharomycetales; Saccharomycetaceae
Gene: SFH5
Product: Sfh5p
Exons: 1
Coding region: 1-885 (294 amino acids)
Biological process (GO): regulation of exocytosis; Golgi to plasma membrane protein transport
Cellular component (GO): cytosol; cortical endoplasmic reticulum; plasma membrane
Molecular function (GO): phosphatidylinositol transfer activity
Source: RefSeq, a predicted model, not a curated record
AUGAAGUUCAACAACGAUAGUGAAAAGCAGGUGUUCGAUAAGCUUAAAAAGGCAAUUCCUGGUAUUAUCAAAGAAAAAUGUGCAGGAUACGAUGAAUUGUAUGGUUACAAGUUGAAUCCUGAAGGUCUGACCAAGGAGGAGGUUGAAAAAUACUAUGAUGAAAAGAUUGCCGAUUGCUUAAUCUACAAACUUUGCAAAGCGUACCAAUUUGAAUAUAGCACUGUUGUGCAGAAUCUGAUUGAUAUUUUGAACUGGAGGAAGGAAUUCAAUCCAUUGAGUUGUGCCUAUAAGGAAGUUCAUAAUGCAGAUUUGCAAAACGUUGGUAUUUUGACUUUCGAUGCAAAUGGUGACGCUAAUAAAAAAGCUGUCACCUGGAACUUAUAUGGUCAGCUGGUCAAAAAAAAGGAAUUGUUUCAAAACGUGGACAAGUUUGUGCGCUACAGAAUCGGACUUAUGGAAAAGGGUCUGAGCUUACUGGAUUUUACCGGUGUAGACAAUAGCUAUAUGACCCAAGUCCACGAUUAUAAAGGCGUUUCCGUGUGGCGGAUGGAUUCUGACAUUAAGAAUUGUAGCAAGACCGUCAUUGGAAUUUUCCAAAAAUACUAUCCAGAACUGUUGUAUGCGAAGUAUUUCGUUAAUGUCCCCACUGUUUUCGGUUGGGUCUAUGAUUUGAUCAAAAAGUUUGUUGAUGAAACCACUAGAAAGAAGUUUGUGGUUUUGACCGAUGGUAACAAGUUAGGUCAGUACUUAAAGGACUGCCCAUACCAAGAUUAUGGUGGGAAAGACAAACAGAACGAUUUGAACAAGCAAAACGUCACAAAUGUCCAUCCAACGGAAUACGGCCUUUACAUUUUACAAAAGCAAAUCAUUGAAGACGUUGAGUAA